Sphaeroforma arctica JP610 is the source of this 12830-nucleotide messenger RNA. RefSeq lists its product as hypothetical. Lineage: Eukaryota; Ichthyosporea; Ichthyophonida. Gene Ontology annotation, molecular function: enoyl-[acyl-carrier-protein] reductase (NADH) activity; holo-[acyl-carrier-protein] synthase activity; fatty acid synthase activity. Gene Ontology annotation, biological process: long-chain fatty acid biosynthetic process. The record is from RefSeq and is a predicted model, not a curated record. Gene Ontology annotation, cellular component: fatty acid synthase complex. The transcript is spliced from 64 exons. The coding region runs from base 193 to 12771 and encodes 4192 amino acids.
GCUAUGAAUAAAACCUAGCAGCGAAUACCAUCUCAUCUGAAAUACAGGCUAGCUAGACAAUAUUUGUCUUUCCAAUUUUCAGAGCUUCGGACAGCCGCAGUCGUGUACUCUGAUAAAGCUGAUAAAUACAAGGACUCCUUCAUCGCGCUAGCUUCAGAUCCUCAACGUGAAGAAUAAUAGUUUGUUUACAAUAUGAGUUAUCUACCUUACAAUAUAGAAACCCGGAUUAUCAAGAUCAGUUAUGGGAAAGCUGAGUUUGGUCUUCCCGUGCCCGGCCCACUUCGCGAAACCGCAGAAUUGCUAAUUCGCGAUUUUAAUCAGAGCCUGCUAAAGGAUGCUGUGGACAUUGAAAUAAGCUCGUUCGAACUACAUCAUCGCUUCCUCAAGCAUGUGUUGGACUAUCAAACCCAAGAUGAGGGUCUUGCGAUUGCACCCCUUCUGCACGUUGUGUAUGAGCGUUUUUGUACCGUCCACCUGGAAGGGAAGGGUGUGCACACUAAAACCGCGGCUAUGGACGUGGAUACACGAGUACAAUUGAUCCGACUGUGCGGCGAAGCGCACAUUCGCUUGUGUGUGGCUGGGCUUAUUGAUGGAAAAACUACUCCUUUGCACGCGUCAGAAAACUACGCACUAAUUGACGCUGUCAAGAAUGGGAAGGCCUCAGUGAGUGCCCUUUUCGGCGGACAAGGUGCAAGUACUGUACUGGAUGAACUAGAACAAGCUCUGACCACCUACCCAGAGAUCCGGGACACUGUCUUGUCCAUGUGCAAGGUGCUGAAGGAUUGCGCAUCCACCGAUGAAGCAAAAGAGGUGGGUCUUCACGCGCAAGGCUUUGAUGUCGAGCUGUGGUUGGAAGACAAGACAUCGCGUCCCAGCAUCGAUUAUUUACUGAGCACGCCCGUUAGCAGUGCACUCAUUGGCUUGACACAGCUCACGCACUACUGGGUGAUGCUCCACGUGCUCAGGGUCGAACCGAGCGAGAUUCUAUCACUCUUGAUGGGAGUUACUGGCCACAGUCAGGGUAUGAUCGCUGCAGUAGUCGUAUCAUCGUCAAUGGACGAGACCGCCUUCCUAAGCAACUGGACCAAAGCACUGAAAUUACUGUUCUGGAUCGGAACCCGUAUCCAAUUGAGCUACCCUUUGACAACGCUGAGUCCCACUUUGCUGGCCGAUUCCCUCGAACAUGAUGAGGCUACACCCACACCGAUGCUGGCUGUUGCCUUCCUCCCAACACACACUGUUGCUGAGCUAGUAGAACAGGCUAACAGUCACUUGCCAGACCAUCGCCAGCUGAAUAUCGCACUGAUCAACGGACCUCGUUCCGUGGUUGUAGCCGGGCAUCCACAGUCGCUAUAUGGUUUGCAGGUGACUCUGAGAGCGCUGAAGGCGGAGAAGAACGACAACCAAAACCGCAUCCCAUUCUCGCAGCGCAAGCAGGUGUUCACAUCAAAGUACCUUCCGGUGACUGCUCCUUUCCACACCCCUUAUUUGGCGCCCGUGCUCGAUAGUAUCAAAAUCGAUAUCGAACGCGAAGAUCUCGAGUGGUCCAGUAAACUCGAGAUUCCCACCUGGUCUACCCACGACGGCUCAGACCUGCGCGAUAAGGACAAUCUGUCGCUGCAUCUCGCGGCUCUUAUCUGUGUGCACCCCGUCGACUUCCCCUCGUCGACAAGCACUAAGGUUACGCAUGUUCUGGAGUUUGGUCCGGGAGGUAUGGGUGGCGUUGGGGCUCUUCUGCACCGUAACAAAAUGGGAACUGGUGUGCGUAUCGUGCUUAUGGACGCUGAGACCACCACCGACCCCGAUAUCAGCAGCAAAGCCCUGGCCUUCUCAGCCGAUCCCAGUGCACUCAACUACGCGCCAGACUGGGCCGAGGAAUACAAACCGCAGUUGGUGAAGGUGGCCGGCACUCAGGAGACGCACAUCCAGACACGCAUGAGUACCCUCCUGGGCAAACCACCCAUUAUGAUCGCAGGAAUGACACCCACCACUGUCAACGAACACUUUGUAUCGGCUAUUAUCAAUGCCGGAUACCACUGCGAGCUUGCGGGUGGCGGUCACCACAACGAAAAGUCGCUGCGAGACACCAUUGACCAAAUCAUUGCGAACACUACGCCCGGAUCGAGUGUUUCAGUCAAUCUACUGUUCCUCAAUGCCCGCCAAUGGGGUAUCCAGUAUCCUCUGCUCAGACGUCUGCGGCAAGAGGGUUAUCCCAUUGAAGGUAUCUGCGUAGCAGCCGGUGUCCCGUCCAUCGAUAAUGCCACAGAAAUUAUCGAGAACUGUCUCGAAGCAGGCAUCCGCCACAUGUCGUUCAAGCCCGGAUCCGUGAGUGCCAUCAAGGAGGUGAUCGCUAUUGCCGAGCGCAAUCCCGAUAUGCCCAUCCUGAUGCAGUGGACCGGUGGCCGUGCGGGUGGUCAUCACAGUUUCGAGGACUUCCACCAGCCCAUCCUACAGACAUACGCCACCAUCCGCAAGCGCAAGAACAUUGUGCUCGUGGCUGGCAGUGGUGUUGGAGACAGCACCAGCGCCAUGCCGUUCCUUACAGGUGAGUGGAGUGCAUGCUUUGACUAUCCGCUGAUGCCCUUCGACGGUGUGCUUAUGGGUUCGCGUGUGAUGGUCGCAAAGGAGGCGCGCACAUCCGAUGCCGUGAAGCUCAGAUUGUGUCACGAGACACCAGGUAUUCCACUAAAUGACGAGCGGGCCUGGGAGAAGACGUACGAGGGCGUUGUGGGUGGUAUCACGACAGUCACGUCCGAGCUUGGAGAGCCUAUUCACAAGGUUGCCACCCGAGGUAUCAUGCUCUGGAAGCGAUUCGACAAGCAAUACUUCUCGCUGGCCAAGGCCGAGAUGAUCAAAGCCAUCCAAAAGGACAAGCGUGCCAUCAUCGACGCGCUCAACAAGGACUUCCAGAAGGUCUUCUUCGGCAAGAAGGCGAGCGGCGAGGCUGUGGAUGUCAACGAGAUGACUUACCAGGAGGUGGUUGUACGCAUGAUCGAGCUCAUGUACAUCUCCAAGAAGUGUCGCUGGACGCACGUCUCGUACCGCCAGUGUGUGUACGAUAUGUUGGUACGCACGGCUGAGCGUUUCUCCGGGACCACCACACCCGUUGGUCUGGACGGCAGCUUUGUUCUGGAUGCGGAUAUUCCCGAAGAUAGCUGUGAUAGUUCCACGUCUGUCCCGAUGCAGAACGCACUGCGUUUGCUGAGUCAGUUCAGUAUGGCGUCGACCCAGUUCAUGUCCACACAGGAUGUGCACUUCUUCGUCUCCAUCUGCAACAGGCGCGGCCAGAAACCAGUGCCUUUCAUCCCGAUUAUCGACGAGAACUUCAAGACUUAUUUUAAGAAGGAUUCGCUCUGGAUGAGUGAGGACCUCGAUGCGGUUGUGGGUGAAGACGUUGAGCGUGUGUGUAUCCUACAAGGACCCGUCGCAGCGCACUACAGCACUGUGCCUAACCAACCCAUUGCAGAGCUACUGGGCAACAUGUACACGGAUAUGAUCUCCACCCUGUCAGGCUCGCUCUCGAAGUCUUCCAAAGACAUCCCCGUCGUGGACGGCCUGGGCGUGUCCCUUGCCAAGGCACAUACACUACCCCCUCUCGUUGGCGUGCAAACGGCCAGCACUCCCACCGUGCGACAGAUGACUCUGCCGCGCGAAGGCACUAAGCUACCCGACGCGGCGCUGUGGUUUGAGCACAUUUGCCAGGGCGCCAACACGUGGUUGCGUGCGCUUCUGUGCAGUUCUGCGAUCCUCAAGGGGUCGAUGCUGACACAGACCAACAACAUGGCCCGACUGUUCCGUCCGCGACCAGGACAGAUGGUCCGCAUCACCUCGGCCCAUGGCGGCGCUCCGGUGGGUGUGGAGAUCUACGACCAGGGUAUCUCAUCCAAAAUGAAGUACAACGGACACAAAGUACCGGCCGUGCGAGCGUCGUGUCAAGACGGUGUCAACAUUGAAGUGACGCUCAACACGCCUAGCUCAUUGAGUGCGACAACCUAUGUCCCACUGACUCUGAAGUUUCAGUAUGUGCCCGAGAGCCGCUUUGCACCGGUCCGAGAAAUGGAUGGCAACCACAACGCUGAUGUGAACGCGUUCUAUUCCAGUAUGUGGUUCGGUGACUCUCCGCCUCAGGCCAUCCCCACGGCCGAUGCCGGAGACGCCACUGCAGGCGAUGUGAGCGCAGCUAGAUGUGUGUGUCAACAUACCAUCACAGCAGCCGAGAUCACGUCCUUCUGUCGCGCCACGAACAAUCGGAGUGAAGGAUGCGUCAUUCCCCACACCAGGGGCGGCGAUUCCAAGUCUCGGUUGGAAGCACCCAUGGAUCUGGCGAUCGUUGUCGGAUGGAAAGCCAUCAUGGGAUCGUUGCUCAACUCCAAUGUCGAUGCCGACUUGUUGAAUUUGGUGCAUCUUUCCAACUCGUACCGAGUGCUGGAUCUUAUGGAGGACCCGCUCAUGGAGGGUGAUCAGUGCGAAACCAUUGCCGAAGUGUCCAAGGUGCAGGCAGAGAGAAACGGCGGCACAUCUGUCAGUGUCACGGCUGUCAUUUACCGCAAGGAGAAGUCGUACAUGGAGGUCACCUCGACAUUCUUCUACCGUGAGAGUGUGAUGGGAACCAGCUAUUCCGGUACCUUCGAGAAGAAAACGCACACGCCCGUGGAGGUCAAGAUCAGCAGUGUCAAGGAGUUGGCGAUUCUCAAGUCCAAGCCGUGGUUGAGUAUUGUAUCUCCCGAGAAUUUGGUGGUCGGAGCGACCUUGGUGUUCUACGUCAACACACUCACCAGGCACGAGAGCGCCGAUAUGAUUGCCUUCGUGCAGACCCAAGGCACAGUUGUGCGUGAGCUAGACACGGGUGACACAGUGGAUGUAGGUAGUGUUUACUACGAACGAACGCACGUGAAGGGCAACUCGGUCACAGCUUUCUUGGAACGCCAUGGAUCACGUUUAGAGGAAGAGACCCUAUUCGAAGGCGGUGGUUACUCGCUGCUGCCCCGAUCAGAUGCCUAUGUCAAUACAGUCACGGCGCCACCCAAGAACCUGCAGUACGCCAAGGUCUCGGGCGACACCAACCCCAUCCACGUCAACCCGUACUUCUCUGACCUAGUGGGACUGCCCGGCACCAUCACCCACGGCAUGUGGACGGCCGCGAGUAUCCGCCGUCUGGUGGAGGUGUUCGCGGCAGACAACCAGCCCUCCCGCGUGUGCAGCUACAUGAGCGAGUUCUUAGGCAUGGUUCUGCCCGGUGACCGACUGGAGACCAAGCUGACCCAUGUGGGUAUGAGCAAGGGAAAGAUGAUUGUGAACGUGGAUACGUACAACCAGGACAAUGUGCGCGUGCUGCACGGUGUGGCACACGUCCAGCAGGCCAGUACGGCGUAUGUGUUUACGGGUCAGGGCUCGCAGGAGAAGGGUAUGGGCAUGGAGUUGUACCAGGAGAGUGCCACGGCCAAGGCGUUGUGGGACAAGGCCGAUGUGCACUUCAGAGACAAGUACGGGUUCAGUAUUCUGUCGAUUGUUCAGGACAACCCCAAGGAACUCACCGUCUUCUUCGGUGGCGUGAAAGGUGCGGCCAUCCGUGACUUCUACAUCUCACUGCGCUACAGUGUGCUGUACCCCGACGGAUCGACCGAGGACCUCGCACUGUUCCCAGAUAUCACGAACGACACCCAAUCGCACACGUUCAAGCACCCCAACGGACUACUAUCCGCCACCCAGUUCACCCAACCCGCACUGGUGCUUUUCGAGAAGGCGGCGUACGACGACAUGGCCCACGAGGGUCUGAUCCAGAACCACACCACCUUUGCCGGACACUCGCUGGGCGAGUAUGCGGCGCUUGCCUCAGUGGCCAAUGUGCUGUGCGUGGAGGCUUUGAUGGAUGUGGUGUUCUACCGUGGCAUGACUAUGCAGUACGCGGUUAAGCGUGACAGCGAAGGUCUCAGUGACUACGGCAUGAUUGCCGUUAACCCGUCGCGGGUGGGCGGAGGCCUGGGAGAAGCACAGCUGAUCAAUCUGUGCGCACUCAUUGGCACCACCACCUCGUCGCUGCUCGAGAUCGUCAAUUUCAAUGUCGAGAAUCAGCAGUACGUAGCCGCCGGCAGUCUGCUGUGUCUGGAGACCCUCACGCAAGUGUUGAACGUUAUGAAGAUACAGAAGAUCCACGUGAAGAACGUUACCGAGGAGGACGUCAAGCCGGUCAUACAGAUGUGUGUGGAGAGGGUGUUGGAGGUAUCCAAUGGCGCACGCGUGCAGCUCACACGAGGCCAUGCUUGCAUUCCCCUUCCCGGCAUUGAUGUGCCGUUCCACUCUCGCUUCUUGCUGAGUGGUGUUGGCCCCUUCCGCGUGUAUCUGCGCGAGCGUCUGGACUCGAAGGUCGAUCUGAGUCUGUUGGAGAACAAGUACAUCCCCAAUUUGACAGCCAAACCCUUCCAAGUGACCCGUGAGUACUGUAAAGAGGUGUACGAGCUGACCGAGAGUGCAGAGCUGAAGGCGAUUGCAUUGGAAGACGGCCCUCUGCUGCCAUCUCAGCGUCAAGACACCGGAUUCAUCCUACUGGUCGAACUACUGGCCUAUCAGUUUGCCUCACCCGUGCAAUGGAUCAAGACACAGGAUGUGAUUCUGGGUGAGCGAGGUACCGAACGUCUGGUGGAGAUCGGCCCCUCAUCUACUUUGGCGGGUAUGUUCACCCGUACCUUGGCCUUGAAGUACAAGCGACACGAUCAGCUGACAUCGCAGCACAGAGAGGUUAUGACCUUCUCUAAGAAUCGCCAAGAGUUGUACUUUGAGUUCCUCGGAGAGGGAGAGGAAGAGAAGGAGCCAGAGGCCCAGGCACCGGCGGCGGCCGCUCCCGUUGCGGCAGCGGCUCCCGUUGCUGCUGCGGCACCAGCUGCUGCCCAUCAAGGCCCUGCUAUCUCUCAGCCCGUCACCACCAAGGACACUCUGCGGUGUGUCAUUGCUCUUAAAAUGAAGAAGAAGAUGAGCGAUAUCCCUAUGGACAAGUCGGUCAAGGAAAUGGUUGGCGGCAAGAGUGCGUUGCAGAACGAAAUCCUAGGCGACAUCAGUGCGGAAAUGGGCACAAGCUCCUUCCCAGAGGGCGUCGAAGAGCUGCCUCUGACAGAACUCUCCGAGAAGAUCAAGCACAGCGGCCGUAUCGGCAAGCUACUAACAACUCGCGUGAACAAGUGUCUAUCGUCCAAAAUGCCGGCUGGGUUCACACAGGUGAAGGCUAAGACCUACCUACUGAACACCCAUGGCUUGGCUGAGUCGAGUGCGGAGGGUGCGCUCAUGCACGCCAUCACGGUCGAGCCGGCUGCGCGUGUGAAGGAUGAAGCUGGUGCCAAUGCCUGGCUGGAUGAAGCGGCUGGUUUGUAUGCCGCUAUGAGUGGAGUGUCCUUGAGCAAGCCAUCGAGUGCUCCUCUGGGCGCACCAAUGCAACAGAUGGUAGCGGGUGCGGGGCCAUCGGCCGCCGCCGCGAGUGGUCCGUCGGCCGUGUCUGCUCUGGAGAUUCUUCAGACUAUCAUCGCCGUCAAGACGCGAGCGUCACCUGUCAGUGUCAAAGGAGGCUCGACUCUUAAGGAGAUUGCGCAAGGCAAGUCGACCCUCACCAACGAGAUCAUGGGUGAUGUGGCCGCUGAGUUCGGUACUAACUUCAACAUCCCCAGCGAUCCUGCUGAGCAGACCCUGGAGUCAUUGGCUGCCGCCGUGGCCACGCCAUUUGCUCAUCCAGGAAAAGUCACCAAGGCGCUGGUGAACCGAAUGGUCGCCCAGAAGAUGCCAGGAGGCUUUGGCGCGGGUGCGUGCCGUGAGUACAUUUCCGGCAAGUACGGACUCACUCCAACUAUGGUGGAUGGGGCUAUGCUUCAUGCAGCCGGCCUAGAGCCCAAGGCCCGUUUGGCUGACAAAGACCAGGCGAGCACAUUCCUGGAUGGAGUGGUGACGUCUUAUGCUGGCAUGGUAGGUAUCACGCUCGGCACAGCUGGAGGGGGCGGUGGCGGUGGUGCGAUGGGCGGGGCGAUUGCCGAUGUGAACUCGAGCGCCACGUACCAACGCGAUCUCGCUCGCCACGCACAGCUGUUACGCGACAAUGUAACCGCCAUCAGCGAGUACUUCGGUGAAGACGAACAGGCGGGUCACAAACGCGUUGCCGAGCUGACCAAUCAGAUUGCUGAGAUGGAAGCGCAAGCCAGCCAAUGGUCGAACGAGCAUGGGGAGUUCUACACCAAUGCAAUCCAGCCAAAGUUCUCGGCUCUGAUGGCGCGCACCUACGACUCGUACUGGAAUUGGGUCAGACAGGACUUUGUGGCGCUGAUGCACGAGGUGGCUGAUUUCCUCAGCCGCGCCCAAGCAGGGCAGAACGCAGAGACACUCUCGUCCGCUCAGAUGGCCAAACUACGCGAGAGUGAUGUGGGUGAGCAGCUGACCAUGCGCUGGGCACAGCUGUGCAAUCGCAACACCCCCGAACUACUUGCCAUGGUCCGAUUCCAUCUCGAGCAGACGGAGCGUGGACAGACACUCGCGCGUUUCCUGAACACCACUGCGGAAGAGGCUGUGGCGAUGAUCGCAGCCACCGCGCCCUCUGCAGUGUUCAAGGCUGAGAUUCACAGCAAGCAACCUAGCUGUGAGGUGCUUGACAACGGAGACUUGGUGUACACAGAAACGCCCCGUGAGGCUCGGUACUUGGAGGACAUGAGUCUUCCCGCCAAAAAGGCUGGAGAUGCCGAGAAAGACAAAGAUAGUGCGGAGAGCGAGAGCCAGCUCACGGAGUCACUUCAGGGCUUGGUCAGCAUGCUAGAGGACAUGUCGUCGUCAUCGCCAACACCUGGAAAGGAUAGCUUGAACGCUCGCAUCGAGGCCAUGCAGUGUGCGGCCAAGGUGUCCGCCGCGAUCGCUGCUUUGCGCAAGAAGGAGUCGGCAUUAAAACCUGGUUUGUCCCUGAAGACCCAAACCUCAAGCGGCGAGUGGGAGUAUAACACGCACACCACCAAAAUCUUCCAGGACGCGCUUCAGCAGAUCCAGGAUGCAGGACUCUGUCUCAAGGACAAGAAUGUGCUCAUCACGGGUGCAGGCAAGGGCUCCAUCGGCGAGUCUUUGCUGGAUGUAGUGUUGGCUGCCGGAGCGAACGUCAUUGUGACCAGUUCGAGCUUCAGCUACAAGACCACACAGUACAUCCGUUUCAAGUACGAGACGUGCGCGGGUAAAGGUAGUGCGCUGACGCUACUGCCGUUCAACCAAGCCUCUGUCCAGGAUGUGCACCAAUUGGUAGACCAUGUCUUUGACGUCAUGAAAACGGAUCUGGAUUUCGUCAUCCCCUUCGCUGCCAUAUCCGAGGGCGGCCGCGAGAUCGACAACAUCGAUGAUCGAUCUGAGCUUGCCCAUCGAAUGAUGUUGACCAAUUUGACCCGUCUUUUGGGUGCAAUUAAGUCCAAGAAGGAGGCCAUCGGGUCCAUCACCCGCCCCACACUCGCACUCCUGCCGCUCUCGCCCAAUCACGGAGUGUUCGGCGGAGAUGGUCUAUACGCCGAGUCUAAACUUGGUUUGGAGGUUCUCUUCAACAAGUGGCGCAGUGAGGGAUGGAGCCAGUACUUAGCCAUCACAGGCGUGGUCAUUGGCUGGACACGUGGCACCGGACUGAUGUCUCAGAACAACAUCAUUGCUCGGGCCGUCGAGGACUUGGGCGUGCGCACAUUCAGCACGGGUGAGAUGGCGUACAACAUGGCCGGUCUCCUGCACCAGCGCCUGGUGGACGUAGCCGUACGCGACCCAUUAUGGGCGGACUUCAGCGGAGGCCUAGACACAGUAGAAGGCCUCAACACCGCCUUCUCUGAGGCCCGCACAACUCUGACCGAACGCGCCGCGAUGAACGCAGCCGUGUCCAAGGACAAGGUGGUAGACACACAGAUCGAGCAUGGAGAAUACAUGCAAACACCGAGCAUCGAGCGCCGCUCUAACCUCGUGGCGCAGUUCCCACCCAUCUGCGUGCCGCAGGACACCACGCACAUGAAGCAGCUGCGAGAGAUGCUGGAUCUCAAUCGCGUGGUGGUGGUGACUGGAUAUGGAGAGGUGGGCCCCUUCGGCAACGCCAGAUUGCGUUGGGAAAUGGAGAAGGACGGCGUUUUCUCGCUGGAGGGAUGUGUUGAGUUGGCUUGGAUCAUGGGCUAUGUGAAGCACUUCAACGGUGUUCUGGAUGGCAAGGCCUAUUCCGGAUGGGUUGAAACGAGCAGCGGAGCCCCCAUCAAAGACACGGACAUCAAAGCGACCUACGAGGAGAAGGUAUUGGAACAUACCGGCAUCCGUGUUGUAGAGCCCGAGCUAUUCGACGGCUACAACCCAAAGCAGAAGCAGUUCCUGCGACAGGUGGCCAUAGAACGCGACUUCGGACCCAUCAAGUGUUCGGAAGAGGAUGCCCUCGAGUACGCCCACGAGCACGGUGACGAUGUCACUAUCUUCAAGGAUAUGGAUGGAGAGUGGAGGUGUCUGUUCAAGAAGGGCGCUCAGCUGUACAUUCCCAAGGCUCUGCAAUUCGACCGCAAUGUCGCUGGACAGAUCCCCACUGGCUGGAAGGCCGAGCGCUACGGUGUGCCCGAUGAUAUCGUGGCACAGGUGGAUCCCAUCACCCUGUACAACUUGGUGAGUACCGUCGAGGCCCUCGUGAGCUCAGGUAUCACCGAUCCCUACGAGUUCUACCAGUACGUGCACGUGUCUGAGUUGGGCAACACCUCCGGUGGGGGUGUGGGUGGUAUGAAGUCCAACAUCGAGAUCUACAAGGACCGUUUCGUGGAGAAACAGGUGCAGGGCGACAUCCUGCAGGAGACCUUUAUCAACACCAUGCCUGCGUGGGUCAACCUGUUGCUACUGAGUUCGAGUGGACCUAUCAAGACACCUGUGGGUGCCUGUGCCACGGCGGUCGAGAGUGUGGAGAUUGGUGUGGAUACCAUUCUGUCCGGAAAGGCGAAGGUAGUCAUCUGCGGUGGCUACGAUGAUUUCCAGGAAAUGGGAUCAUACGAGUUCGCCAGUAUGAAGGCGACCUCCAGCUCAACUGAAGAGGCCAAACAAGGGCGCACUCCCGCUGAAAUGUCUCGCCCCACCACAACCACGCGCAGUGGUUUUAUGGAGUCGCAGGGUGCCGGUAACCAGAUUAUGAUGUCCGCUGCCCUAGCCGUAGAAAUGGGAUUGCCCAUUUACGGUAUUGUCGCACUCACCAGCACAGCCACCGAUAAAGAGGGCCGAAGUGUACCCGCACCAGGCCAAGGUGUCCUAACUUCUGCGCGAGAGGUGCAGAAGAACGGCAAGAACACAUCCCACCUGCUCGACCUAAGCUAUCGUGCCCGCCAACUGAAGUUCCAGAACGCCCAGAUCAACACGUGGGUGGACCAUGAGGUUGCCGAGUUGGAUCAGCUACUACAGGAUGAUGCUGGUGUGUACGAGUCUGACCUAUCUGAUCGAGUGAAGGCAGUUUACGCCGAUGCGGAGAGACAGCGUAAGGCUGUACAACAUACUUGGGGGUCAGACUUCUACCAGAACGACCCCGCUAUCGCGCCGGUCCGAGGAGCGUUGGCUGUGUAUGGUCUGACGGUUGAUGACAUCGCUGUUGCGUCGUUCCACGGCACCAGUACUAAGGCGAAUGACACCAACGAGUCCGAUGUAGUGAACUCGCAAAUGGCCCAUCUCGGCCGAUCGGAAGGCAACCCCGUGUGUGGUGUCUUCCAAAAGUACUUGACAGGUCACCCCAAGGGUGCCGCUGCUGCAUGGAUGCUCAACGGUGUGCUUCAGAUCAUGGCCGAUGGCGUCAUCCCCGGCAAUCGCAAUGCAGACAACGUGGACAUUGCGCUGAGAGAGUACUCACACCUGUACGUCCCGUCACGCUCGGUGUCCGUGGGUAGUCGCAACAUUAAAGCCGCACUUCUGAAGAGUUUCGGCUUUGGUCAAGUGGGUGGUGAGGUGUUGGUCAUCCACCCCUCGUUCGUGCUAGGUCUGCUAUCCGAAACAGAGUUGGCAACGUACACGACUCUUCGAGAUAGCAGAGAGGCCCGUGCGUCACAGUACACCCAGGAUGCCAUGGCUGGCGUCAAGCCAUAUGUCCGUGUGAAACACGCACCACCAUACUCACCGGACAACGAGAAGGCUGUGUACCUCAAUCCUCUCGCACGUGCAAGCUACGAUCCCGUGGCGGACACGUGGCUGUUCACCGCUAAGGGUGCACGUGCACACACCAGCCCGAAGCGAUCGCUCAGCAACAAGACAUCGAGUCAGUCGUCACCUACGCUAUCGACCAAGGCGGCCUCGGGUGGCAGUCUCAAUCAAGGCGUAGGCGCAGAUGACCUCAAGUCCCAACUGCUGAACUCUUUGAAGAGUAAUGUACUUGGCCCCAUCGCACACCAACGGAUUGAGGACGCUGAGGCUGGCGGAGUGGGUGUUGAUGUCGAACUGGUCGAUACUAUCAACAUCGACAACGAUGUCUUUGUCGAGAACAACUUCACCGAGCGCGAAAUCACGUACUGCCUUGCCCAACCCGAUGUGCGCGCAAGCUUUGCGGGUAGAUGGGCGGCUAAAGAGGCGGUGAUCAAAGCUAUCAGCAACUACAACGUAGAGGUACUUGCGGGCUGGAAGGGGGCACAUGCUGGGUUGAAGGAUAUCGAGAUCCUCCCAUCAGUGUCAAAGGCACCACAGGUUGCGCUUCACGGUGAGGCUCUGGUGGUCAUGCAGAAGGCUGGAGUCACUAAGAUUAAGGUGUCAAUUAGUCACAGUGGCGAAUACGCCGUAGCAACCGCGUAUGCUAGUUAAUAAUUAAACUAUAAUAUAAAUAAUAUAAUGUAAAUAAAGGAUAUAUAAAGUCUGUUAUA